Molecule: messenger RNA, 1732 nt
Organism: Peromyscus leucopus (white-footed mouse)
Lineage: Eukaryota; Metazoa; Chordata; Mammalia; Rodentia; Cricetidae
Product: protein FAM47E-like
Exons: 1
Coding region: 19-1311 (430 amino acids)
Source: RefSeq, a predicted model, not a curated record
GGCCCCACAGUCAGGAAUAUGGGAGACCACAGGAUGCCGGGAAACCAGGCCCGGCGGACAAUAAAGUCUCAAGACACGACUGGCAAGUCUGGAUGGAAGGACUCUUCCAAGUGUUUCGUAAAGCACAAGAAAGAGCCGCUGAGGUUGCCCACCUCUGUGGAGGGCCAGCACCGACCCUCUGUUAAGGAACGGCCAGAUGACUUCAGGAAAGUCGGCACAGCAAGUGAAGAGCUGACCCCGCGCAGCAUGGAGGGUACCAUUUUCCCUACGAUUUUUCGCGGAAUGCCCAGUCCAGUUGCUAACAAGAGCCCGAGAAAGCAAGUUGAUGACUCAGGAGUGUAUCAUCCACUUUUGCCGGUCCAACAAACACGAAGAACCUUCUGGGACGACAUAGGUUUCCGCCAGAAUCAGAAUCUGCUAACUCCCUGGCCUCGAGGAGAAGAGAAUUCUGCAGACAUACUAAUCAAAAUGCUGGAAACACCAAGACCUAACCGGAUUCUGGAGUACAAGUGGCCAUAUUGGGAAGAUUACAGGGAAGCAACCAAACAGCCCACCAACACCGGCAAACAGUCCCAAGGCAAAUUAGAUCUGGAACCUCACAAGCUUCCCUGGUCAUGCGAAGGCACUUGGCUCCAUGACGGCAAACACAGAGGCCAGGAUAUGCUUAGCUCUAUUUAUUACAAAUAUAUAUACAAAGGAGGGGAUGACGUCCGUGAUUGGGCUGAAUAUUAUCGAGAUGCCAUGAAACAAACUGACACGGGAUAUGAAAAUCAACCGAGCCAUGAAGAAUCAUCUGCCAAGAAAACUGAUCCGCCUACAUUUGAUGUCAAGUAUGGCAAGAAAACGAGCAAAGGGAAGGACAUCAGACUCUCCAAACAGGACUCCAACUUCGAUACAAAACUCCAAAAACAACACGAUCCUCAUAAAGCCAUCAAGGAGAUUAGGUAUGAAUCAUUAUCAUCAUCAUACCUGAAAAAUCACCGGUUGAAAACACUAGAAAAUGAAGACUCUAUAACAGAUUCCACUGAACUUGAACUUCAAGGUGAAAACACUGGUAAUUCAGAAAUCAUUGGAGAAACUUAUGAACCAACUGACUGGAGAUACUUCAUAAGCAAGGAAGAAACUACACCAAGCUCCCUGGAGCAGAUGUUUAUGAAGAGGAGAUGGGGUUUUGAAUGUACUCCUACAUCAAACAUGUUUAAAGAUUGUUAUUGGAUCAUGGAUACAGGUGAUGAUGAUGAUGACGACGACGAUGAUGAACAUAAAGAAGAAGGGGAAAAAGCAAAGGAACAGAAGAAAGAAAAUAACUAGAUGUUUUUCUAAUUAUGUCUUAUUUGGCUAUAUCUUGCUUGAAUUUUACCCAUCAAUCAAAUUAUACACAAUGAAAUAAUUCUCAUUGAUCUGUCAUGCCUUCACAAAUAUGUUAGAUACUUUAUCAAUUAUGGGAUCAACAUUCACAUGUACUUUUUCCACAGUUUUUGUAGCAUUGAAGAUAUUACAUCAUUACAUGAAUCAAUUAUAAGAAUGCAUAAAACCGUUAAUAAAAACAAUUAGUUUAAAUAAGAUCCAGUGAUGACACAAUGUGUGAAGAAUCUGAAAACACUGCAAUUGCACAGAAUAAAAGCAAACUUGAAUAGCUCUCUGUGGAUUAAAACUUAAUGAAAUAACUGUUGCGAUUAUUUUGCCCACCAAAACUUGUAAUCAAUAGCCAAAUAAAUGUGAAUUCAUCUUC